This is a messenger RNA of Pogoniulus pusillus (Red-fronted tinkerbird), 6609 nucleotides long. It is a transcript of the gene SMIM10L3, whose product is annotated as small integral membrane protein 10 like 3. The coding region runs from base 66 to 272 and encodes 68 amino acids. The record is from RefSeq and is a predicted model, not a curated record. The transcript has 2 exons. Lineage: Eukaryota; Metazoa; Chordata; Aves; Piciformes; Lybiidae.
GCCGGGUGCGGGGAGGGGGCGGUUGCGGAGCCCGGGCGGCGCGGCACGGCCGCUGCAGCGGGUAUAUGGCGGCGGUUCUGUCCGCCCUGGCUGCCAGGCUCUCCCAGUCGGCCGCGGCCAGGUCCUACGGGGUGUUCUGCAAGGGGCUGACUAGGACCCUGCUCAUCUUCUUCGACCUGGCCUGGAAGCUCCGCAUUAACUUCCCUUACCUCUACAUCGUCGCCUCCAUGAUGCUUAACGUGCGGCUGCAGGUCCAUAUUGAGAUCCACUGACUUGGGACUUGGUGUGCUGCUUGCACUGUAUGCUGGAACUAGAAUCAGUCUCUUCAAACUCAGCCUGCCGUGAAACAGCAAAACUAUGCUUGUCUUCUCCAGCCCUACAAAGAAACCAGUAUGUGAGCAUGGCCCAGCUCAUCACAAGGCAGCAGCUCACCUGACACACAUGCAUUCCACGUUGAACAAUUCUCAGAAUCAUAGUAGCAGUUUACAAGAACUAUUUUAUUUUAACACCGGGAACUGUUCUCUCUUUAAUACUAUACCUCUGCCUUCUACUGGCAAGGAAAUGCCUCUGACUUUGAGUGAAUCAGCAGGGAGGAACUCAAGUGCAGCUGCUCUGUGGAAGGAUUCAUUUCAUCUGCACUUUUCUUCUGGGAAGGACAGUCUUGACAGGGUUUAUAGCUGCAUUAGUAGCAUUUCAGUAAUGGGCUGGCUGCAGGCAGCUUGUAGUUUUGCUGGAGACUUUAGCUCAUGCCAUCCAGGAGAUAACUUUGUAUGUUUUGCACACUUCUGGCUGGGAAAUUUGCAGUAUAAUACAACCCUGCAGUUUCUGGAAUUAGAAAUGAGUGGUAGCAGAGAGACCAGAUCACAGCUUACAUUUCUAAAAGAGUUGGAGCUCAGUGGACUUGCUGAUCUUGAGUCUAUCCCAGUUGCCUCACUGAAGGAACAUGCUCUGGGACUCUUGAACAACCAGAAAACAUGUUUUUUCCUCUGUUACUUAAUCCUUGUAUCUUCAGAGCAAACACUUGGAUACAAUCAAAUGCUUUCAAAUGUACAAUAUGUGACUAAUAAUUUUCAUGUCCUACAGCUAGUAAUUUCUGUGCUAGCUUUUGCACUAGCAGGUCUCUGGUGUGCAGUAGUGAAGGUAAAAAGAGUACUAAGAUUUUAGCAAUUACUAUUUUUAACAAUCAUAGAAAGCCACCUGAAUAACAGAGACAAGGUUACAGUUCAGGUUUUAGUGAGGAGGAGACAGAUGAAGUAAAAAAAAUAUAUUUGUACAGUUGCUAACAAAACUGGCUGGAAGAAUAGCAACUUUUUUAUAUUUGUCAAGGUGUAUCUGCAUCUGAGUGGAGAGAACUUAAUCUCAGAAUUCUUUGUGACUUUUGCAGGUCUGCCAUUUAUACUAGGCUGGAACUCAAUCUGAUGGUUUAGCACAGAUCCUCUGCUUUCUUUAGGGUUUCUAUCAGCAGAGUGUUCUGGCUACUUUUUAUAACCAUUUCCAGUGAAAUUGUUCCUUACAGAAUUGAAUUCCUGCUCUGAAUCCAACAGUAAGGAAAAUAGUCCUCAAAACACUUUGAUUGGGAAAGCUGUUGGGAGGAUGGUCUUCAAUACAGCAUAAUUCUCAGCAGUGUUCCUUUUCAAGGGUGGUUGCUGCUCUAAUCAAAACAGUAUCUCAUGAGCUUUAUUGUGCUACAAUAGACACUAAAGAAUUUUUUGAAAGAAUGUUGCCUUUCCUUGAGAAAAAGUGAUUGUUAUCACUGAAGCCUGGUAAUCACUUCUGGGCCUGUUGACUUUGGCUUUGUGACAGACUUUUGACAACAGGGCUUGGCAAAGAAUGGAGCAACAACGUUGGAAUCAAUAGACCAGCUUGGGAAUAAGAACUCGCAGGAGUAGGCUCCCAUGGGCUCUUAGAUGGAGAAACUCAUUGUGCAGUAGGUCAAAGUUUGAACUCGUGUCCAAAAUUCUCAGCAAGGGAGUUGGUGUAGGUGAGAUAAAUAUGCUCUAGGGACUUGCCUAAAAAGGGAGGUGUUGAUACAGUUAAACUGUGUUUUCAGCUCACCCUUUACUCUCAAAGUGAGGACUUGAUGCAAAGCAAGUGGUUUGCACACCAAUUAUCCUUUCUGCUAGCUGUCUUACUUCACUUCGGAAGGAGAAUGAGUGAUGUUGCAUUUAGUCUGAGAAGAAUUCAUCUGGAAAGCCAGUAGAGUUUCUGAUGUGCUGUUUGGGGUGUUAGCACACCUGUGUGGAGAAGUCCUUGACUGUGAAGAUGAGAUGCUGGUUAUCAGUGUUACAGGGAGAAAUGUUGCAUUUUUUUAACCUUAUGAGUGCUGAAAGUAAGAUAUAUUACUUUUUAUGUUAAGUGAUACAUGCUUUUAUUUUCUCCAUUGGUUGGCUAUUUCUUCAGGAUGUUACUUUAAUUUAGAAAACAUUUCCCUCCCCUGUUAUGUAGUUUUGUUAUUUAUCCUCUAGACUUUUGGUCACAGGAUAACCUGUUACAAAAUUACCAAAACCUCUCCAAUUAUUAAUGGCUGACAUAUUGUAAGUCAUGGACAGCAAAUAGUCCAGCCACUCAUGCUACUCCUUCCCAGCUGCACUGCUGCAAUUUAUCACCCUUGCAGUGGUAUUAACACAAGUGUUUGUGGAUCAAGAUUGCUGAAGCAAUGUGGACCUGAAACCACAAAACCCCAGAAGCAAAGACACUUCUCCACAAGCCUGUGGCUUAUUCGAGUUAGUGUUAGGCUGCUGUCUGCGUACAUCUUGACCCAAAAAAACACUUGGCAGAGCUGAAGGUAGAGGAAUGAAGGUGGGAAGGGAGUGGAGCCUGUUUAAGCUGGCUUGGUUGCUAAAGAAAAUAUUGUGCAACUAGUUUUUUAAGGUGGUGUUUUGUGUUUGUUUUUGUUUUUUUUUUCUUUUAAAGUUGCAUCCACAACUGAGUGCUUGAACUUCCUGUAUCAAGAACUGAUUGGUGUAUAGUUGGAUCUGGAGUUGCUUCUUGAGACCUUGUGUGUACAGCUUGAAGGGUUUGGCCUGGAAGAUUCUCUAAACAUGUAAUUUGGGAACCAUAGGUGUAUACAGCAAAAACUCGGGAGGUGAUACUAUUGGGGUAACAGGCAAGAGGAGUAGCUAAAGGCAUAAAAGCAUUAAUCUGUUUUUUAACACACCUAUUCUUCAUGGUCAUUUUAAUACAGAGAGGUGGGAGGGGACACCAAAACAUUAGAAAUCACCCAUAAAUGAGAAUCUAAAUUUGUGGAAAGCAGAGUGCCCAUGAGUUGUCUCUUUAUUGAUGACAAGUCUAUGCAGGGGUGGCAUCUUGGAAGUUUGAAUCAUGUUGUGCAUCACAGUCUAGCUAAUACAGUCCUGUUUUAAACAAAACUUGCUUUGAGUGGCCUUUAAUCACUUAUUACAGAUCACUUUAAAUAGAUACAAUACAGCUAAGCAAAAUUACUGAUUUUUUUGGGGUGUAUCAUAUGUAUAUAGAACAUAAGAUAUAAAGAAUAUGUCUUAAUGCAGUGGAUUUAAUCCAUUUUAAAAUAGUUUAUGUACUUUGCCUUGGAUUUUAUUGUUUAAAACCUGAAAGGUAACUUUCUAACUUGAACAUUCCUUCUGAAAUUCAAAUAAAGGACAGUUUGGUAUGUUAAAAUCUCAUGUAAUGUACUGCACUUUAAGCUAGAGCAGGCCAUUAAUCAGAAGUGCUGUUCUUGCACUAAUAGAAUUGUUGGACUGGCAGUGACAACGCUCAAAUGGCUUUUACUGUCUGGGGGGAGAAUAGUGAACCAGAAGGAUUACUGCAGGCCUUUGAAACUACAGAUAAGGCAAACACUAUGUGAUUUAGGCCACUCUUCUCUUCCUACAGAUGUUUUUGUAUUAACUCAUCUCGAAAGAUGGAAGGUCUCUCAGCUAAGAACCAGAUUGUAUGGAGUUGUGUUGCUUCAGUAAGUCAGAUGUGGAAAGCUUUCUCUGAGUAAAUGUGUUGUGAGGGCUGAGACUGUUUUGGAUGAUUAUUAUAGUACAGAAGAGUAACAUUUUUAGUACAGACAAGGGACCUUUAUACUGAACCAGGAGUUGCCUUCUUAUUUCCAAUUCCUCUCUCAUCUUGCUCUUCUGUUGCUGAUGGAAAGAGGUAUUUUGAAGCAAAAUGUCAGGAUUCUACUAAACAACUCGUGUUUUCUAGAAUUUCUUUUAUCAAUGUCCAGAUCCUUCCUGCACUACAUAGCAGAGUUCUAUUUCUGCCAUUAGAAAACAAAUCAAGAAAGAAAAUACUCAAUAUUUAGACAGUUGCUUAGUAGUUUCCCACAAAUGUACACUGGAGAGGAAAUUUACUGUACUGCUUUAAAAAAGAACCCAGGCUUCUAAAUGUCUGCACACAGAGCUCUGCAUGGAGAUAAGUGUUUUAGCACAGUGUGAUGUUGGAAUGCUUAUGCAAAUGCUCAUUUACUUUCUGCCAUGACCAUGCAAAAUGCAGUAGAGGUGGUGGUGUACUUCUCAGUGUGAUAGCAGCUAGUGCAAUCUUGGCAAUCCUGUGUACGUCGUCAUGCACCAGGAGGCAGUUUUUAUCUGUAGACAUUUUUUAGCCUUUUGCCUUUUCAGUGUUGGGUGGUUUGGUUGGUUGCCUGUUUGUUUGUGGGGUUUUGUUUGUUGUUGUUUGGGGCAUGGGGGUGGUUAGUUGACUUCUUCAUUUUUCUUGGAUUUUCUAGGACUCUGAAGACUGCACUUUCUUAAACUUUACCAAAGUUUGCUUUCUUUCUCCUUUUCUCCUCACUUGCCCUUCCUGAUAAGUGUACACACUCAAUUUUUGGAAGAAGCAAGCCUGUACAUACUCUGCUAAUACAUUAUUGUCCAGUUGUUCCUUUUGUUGUUAUGGCCUGGUGUUAUCUGUAUUUUCUGCCUUCACCAUCAAAUCUCAUCGUAAGCAUAUGCUGAUAUUCCAUUUCAGAAACACUGCCCUGUAAUUAAUUAUAAGUAGCAAACUGACAGAAACAUGUAGAGAUGUAAGCAUCUAUAGUCUGUCAUUAGGGUGUAUCUGACACAAUAUGUUUUCAGUGUGAACACAUUUCUGCUGUUUAAAAGGAGCCACUUUGAUUAAAAUCUAAUCUUUAAUUUGAAUUUGUAGUACCUCUGUCAGCUGAGAAUUGCAGCUAGAAUUGGGCUUCUCAAAUAUAUCAAUGUCAAAAUGUAAUAAACAGGCUAGCUUAAAUACUUUUUUAGGUUUUGAAGGUACAAUAUUCUGAAAACUGACAUGAAUGUACUCCUAAUAUUUUUGAAACGUUUUUUCCCUUAGAGUGCAUAGACUAGAAUGUGUUCUGAUACUUGUUUUUGUGAUACAAAGUCAAUAACUUGGGGGGUGGGUGGGUGUAGAGGAAACCUGAAGGAUUAAAAAACUUGUAAGGAAUCUCUUUGCUGUUCCUCAAGGAAGAGCUGGGUUCCACAGAACUUUCAAGUAACUUGCUGCUAAUGAAAAUACUAAUUUAUGGUCAGCUUGCAUACUUAAAUACGAGGACACUUGGGUAUCAACCUGCUCAUGGUGUGAAAACAUGAGUAACAUGGAAGUGCUAGAAUAAUGCUGUCCUUCACCACCCUGCAUUAAGGAGAUCCUGUUGGUGUGUACUUUGAGAUUAAUCCUAUAUGACAUCUCAAUUAUCUUAGUCUUCUUGCAAUUGAUAGUAAAAGAUUCGGACCGAGUAGGUGGUUAAUUGUUAAUGAGGACAUCAAUUUAAACACUACAUAGUUUAAGAAAAUGACUGAAGAGACUUCCAGAAAGAAAAUCUGCCUUGAAAAGAUUCAGUUUACUUCUGUGAUCUCAAUCUCUUUAGAGUGUUUUUUGCAAAUCUCUUCUUUGUGAAAGAUCUGUAGAAACCUGAUAGCAAAAAUGGUUAAAAUGCAAACUUGUAAAGCAUUGCUGUUGUUUGAUUUUCUGUUUGUAGCUAACGUUACCUAUAAGCAAAUACAGAAAUACCUAGAUGUAAUUUAAGCUUUUGUUCUUAAAGUAGGUAAAUCUAAUGCUUAGUGCCUGAUUGAUCACUUCCAAGUCCAGUGUUCCAUCAACUUUCUUGAGAAUGGACUCUACUACCUGCUGGUGACUAAUUUUAAAUGCUGACAGUGCUGCCUGUAAACUGUGAUGUUAUCCAUGCAGAGCAAUUGUAGUCUUUGGCCCUAAUGUUUUGGUUGUUUUUUCCUUUUGAACCGCAGCGUGGGAGAUGGAGAAGGCUGGCACAAACUCUUUCUGUUUGUUCCAGAGAAAGAUGUUUACAACUUUGUAUAUAUAUUUUAGGAAUUCACUGUAACACUUUUUAACUUGUGACAGGAGCUUCUGUAGCUAACUCCAAAUCUGUUGUCUUUAUGAGGUGAAUGCAGACUCUUGAGUUAGUGUUGUCUAGGCUCCCAGAAGCUGUUGCUGCUCGCUUACACCACAGGAGGGAGUUAAACAUCAGUCUUUUGAGUAUUUCCAGUUACAGCAUUUUUUUUUCUUAGUACAUUUCAGUUUAUGCUGACUUUGAGUUGUACAAAAUCAAUACAUGGUGGUGAUGUAUUGUAACUGUUUACAGUUGAACUCUGAGUAUCAGUUGAUGGGUUUUAUCAAGCUAUUUAAAAACAAAUAAAAACCUUUUUCAAAAUG